This is a messenger RNA of Wasmannia auropunctata (little fire ant), 1390 nucleotides long. RefSeq names its product protein FAM86D. The record is from RefSeq and is a predicted model, not a curated record. Lineage: Eukaryota; Metazoa; Arthropoda; Insecta; Hymenoptera; Formicidae. Bases 270 to 1280 code for a protein of 336 amino acids. The transcript has 5 exons.
UACUGGGGAGUGUCGCCGGUCUUAACCAAAAAACCGAAGUGACCGCUUUCACGCUUUUCUCUAGUGCUACGCACAGACAAAAUGUGUUAGAAUAUAUUUUUUAUACAAUCCUAGCUUAUAUGUAACUGUAAAUAUGUCGCACUGAGCAGCUGGGUGUAAAAACAUCUGAAAAGAAAAAUCCAACAAGGAACUACACGGCAUGUUGUGAUUACUCGAUCUGUACGACACGUGGCGAGAUAUGUCAACAUUGUCAGCUGACGGAUAACGACAUGAGUCGCGAUGCUUGUAUCGUAAAUUAUUUAACGAAGCAGUUCCUCUGCUGCACUACGUUAAUUAAAAUGGAUUUUAUGGAAUACGAAAAUAGUGGUCUCGUGUUAGAUAUCCAAAAGCAAAUUUUGGACAAUACGAUAAAUAACGACUUGAUAAAACGAUAUCCGAUAAAAACGUCGUACCAGAAAGCAUUUUUGAAAUUGCUUAUGCAAAAGAUAGAGAAAGGCGGCGAUGAAAUUCACGAUGAUUUAUACGCAGCGUAUUGUAAAUUAAUAUUAUUGCCGGACGAAGAAUCUGUGCAUUAUCGUCAUUUUUUAAUUGAAAACGGAACGUUAAAUUGCGUUACAUUGAAGGAGAGUACAAACUUGAUCUCCAGAGGUACUACAGGCUUGUGUAGCUGGCAGGGUGCCGUAGUGUUGAGCCAAUGGUGCGCAGAGAACAAGGAACGCUUUUGCGGAAAAGAUGUAUUGGAACUUGGAUGUGGAGUCGGACUGACUGGUAUGAGCGUAAUUAGCGCAUGUUCUCCAAGGCGGUACAUUUUCUCCGAUUGUCACCCGACGGUGCUGGACGUGCUUCGUGAGAAUGUAAAGCUCAAUUUCCUGUCGAGUGAGCGAAGUGGACUAUCGAAUGCGUCCGAAACGACGUCGAGGCUGCAGUUGCGAUUGAAGUACGAGCAGACCGACGUUCAAGUGAUAGAUUUGAGAUGGGAAGAUAUAGAUAAACACAUGUCGGAGGACUCGUCGCAGCCCGACGUAAUUAUUGCCGCCGAUGUUCUGUACGAAAGCAGCUCGUUCGGUUCGUUGACGUCGGGAUUGAAGUGCCUCUUAACGUCGGAUAAUUUCGCUAUUUUUGCCGCAACUAUUCGCAACGAAGACACUGUCGCGCAGUUCUUGGAACAUUUAGAAAAUCACGAUCUCGCUUUUGAAGAGUGUAACUCACCAACACGGACUAUGUCGAUACAAUCGAUCGACGCACCUGUUCGGAUAUUGAAGAUUUUUCAGAAGAUUUGACAUAGGUUUUUUUUACUUAGAUACGAUUAAUUUAUCUCUAAUCAGGCAAACAAUUGUUAAUCCAGUUACAGACUAUAAUACAAUUGGUAAGUGAUGUGGAUGCAAUUAAA